Rhizophagus irregularis DAOM 181602=DAOM 197198 is the source of this 871-nucleotide messenger RNA. NCBI's taxonomy places the organism in Eukaryota, Fungi, Glomeromycota, Glomeromycetes, Glomerales, Glomeraceae. The record is from RefSeq and is a predicted model, not a curated record.
UGGAUAUCGUGAUACUAUUAAUAGUUAUUAUUAUAGUUAUACUAUGUAUGAUAAUAAGAAUAAUAAAAUUUCUUUAAAUUUAAUUCCUUAUGAUGAAGAAUUAAAGAUUACUGAAGAUAAUCAAGAGAUUAAUUAUAAAUAUGAGAUCAUUAGAAGUCAUCCAGAUAACCGUAUUAUAUUUCAACAAGAAAAUGAAAUGGAAAUUUAUGAACAAAAAUCAUCAGAAAAAAGUUUAGGGGAAAUUAUUAAUAUUUUUCCUGAUCAAAAUAUUAAUUCAAGAACAGAUUUAAGAAUUAGAGUUUAUAUAAAGAUUAUAGAGAAGAAAUCACAUAUGAAACCCCCACCAAAAUUAUUAUUACCUCAUUUCAUAGAUUAUUUUGAUAACGGAUACUUUAGUGAUAUUAAUUUUACAUUUGAUUGUGGUUCAAACAUUAAAGCCUCAAAAAUUAUUCUCGCUUCUUUUAAAAUACAUUUACACAAACGAAUUGGACGAAGGAUUAAAUUUGGAUGAACUUAAGGAUUUAUAUAUUGAAUCAGAUUUAAGAAAUUUAGAGGAACUUCGAAAGAUGGUCGCUAUUUCUAUUGGAGAGAUUAUGAACGUAGAAAAUUGGGAACAAGUAUUAAAAUUUGGUUAUGAAAUUGAUAAUGAAGGAAUUAAAUAUUCUGCCACAUUAUUUGGGAUAAAUAAUUGGGAAGAAAUUUGUGCAAAGAAACAACAUAAAGAAUUAACUUUAGAUAAUAUUUUAUCAUUAAAAUUAAUCUUACUUAACUUUGAGAAUACUGGAAAUCAUAAAAGUAAUUUCAAUAAUAAUUUGAAUUUUUUUAAUUUCAAGAAAUUCUUUGAAAAAUUUAAUUGGGAUGCUCGAUUUAU